Molecule: messenger RNA, 156 nt
Organism: Bipolaris maydis ATCC 48331
Lineage: Eukaryota; Fungi; Ascomycota; Dothideomycetes; Pleosporales; Pleosporaceae
Source: RefSeq, a predicted model, not a curated record
CGGGAGGUUUGGGAUGGCGUUGCUAUCCCUUUAUGCACUGCCAUCCCGGAUGGCCAGCCUUGGGGGGAUGGCACAUCACAUGACUCCAAGCCCUGUAAUAGCCAUUACUUUCUAAAGUGGACGUGGUUGGCUCUCAAACUCGUCGUCUCUUGUUAA